AUGAGCGAAGAUCAUGUACACCAACCUUUUAUGAGAGAUACGUGGCCAGAUCCAGAAGCCCUCGGAUUCCGUGAAGCAAUUCCUGGUGAAAGUUCGAUCCGACGCCGUGGCAACUUGGUCCGUCGGUUUCUGGGGAAGGAUAAGAAUGGUCUAACUGAAAAGAUUGUUCACUUUUCUCGCAACCUCCACCCCGUUCUCUCGAAUGUCGACGGUGAAGGCGCUCCGAACAUCGAGGUUGCAGACGUGGCUACGAAUCUUCAAACUCUCAGAAAAUUCGACAGUGUUGCCAGGACGCACAUCCACAUGCAAAAGGGGGACUGGAGAUGUUGA
Suillus subalutaceus is the source of this 330-nucleotide messenger RNA. RefSeq lists its product as uncharacterized. The coding region runs from base 1 to 330 and encodes 109 amino acids. The transcript is spliced from 5 exons. Lineage: Eukaryota; Fungi; Basidiomycota; Agaricomycetes; Boletales; Suillaceae. The record is from RefSeq and is a predicted model, not a curated record.